This is a messenger RNA of Sorex fumeus (smoky shrew), 801 nucleotides long. It is a transcript of the gene CCDC59, whose product is annotated as coiled-coil domain containing 59. The record is from RefSeq and is a predicted model, not a curated record. Gene Ontology annotation, cellular component: nucleus. The transcript is spliced from 4 exons. Bases 12 to 776 code for a protein of 254 amino acids. NCBI's taxonomy places the organism in Eukaryota, Metazoa, Chordata, Mammalia, Eulipotyphla, Soricidae.
UCGUUCAGCCCAUGGCGCCCGCGAGGCCCGGAGCGCGCGGCGGCGGCGGCGGUGGCGGCGGCGGCACUGGCAGUCAGGCCACACGUGGGCAAGAACUUUCUGCCAGAUUCAGGGCUAAGGAUGGGAAGCGGAGGACGUGGCGACCCCACCCCGCGCAGAGCUUUGCCGGCAGCGUUCGCGAAGGACAGGGCUUUGCGUUUCGAAGAAAACUGAAGAUUCAGAAAAACUACAGGAAAUUGAUCCGGAAAGAAAAGAAGGCGCAGACUUCGCAGGAAUCCCAGUUCACGGACAGAUACCCAGAUCAUCUGAAACAUCUCUACUUGGCAGAAGAGGAAAGACUUAGAAAAGAAAGGAGACUUAGAAAAGUUGGACAGUCUUCUUCCCAGGAACAAGCCAGUCAGGUUUUGCCUGAAGAAGAAUGUAACAGUGACCAGGCUUUGUCUGAAGAACAUUCUAGCAGUGAUCAGCCUCAGAAGGCUGAAGAACCUGAAGAACAACUUGAUGAAAGAGUUAGUUCUAUCACUUUUCCAAAGAGAAAACAAAAGAAAACAUCAAAUCAAAAGGCACAGGAAGAAUAUGAACGGAUACAAGCUCUGCGUGCUGCUAAGAAACAAGAAUUUGAGAGAAGAAAACAAGAGAAAGAAGCAGCUCAGAGGCUCUACAAGAAGAAGAAAAUGGAAGUGUUCAAAAUAUUGAGCAAAAAGACUAAAAAAGGCCAACCAAACUUGAAUUUACAAAUGGAAUACCUUCUUAAAAAAAUACAAGAAAAAAAUUAAAUUAGACAUUUGUCUUACUGUUGUA